AUGGACAAGGAUCAAGGCUUCGGCAAGUAUGCCAAGUACGAUGAGGCGAAAGGCCCUCUGCCGGAAACCUUUGAAUUUGUGAACCAGCUGAAGAUCACCGAAGAGCAGGUCAACCAGUCGUACGAGCACCAGCUCCCCUUUCACAUGUCCAUCGACGGCAAUGCGAAACCCAAGUAUUCGACGAACUGGGAGCGCUCUGUUGCAUAUCACUAUGGGUUGUAUAUGCCGGAGACCUAUGGCCCGACCAAGACGGCUGACGACAUCACCCUCGCGGUGGCCCAGUACUCCGAGAAGGUGCACCAGGACGCGCCCAAGGAUGCCUGCAAGUACCUGCAGAUCGAGGAGUUCCGCUGCUUGAACGUGCACCAGUAUGAGUCGCAGCCUGCGGUGGCUGCGAAGAAGUGCAUGAAGUGGUGGGACGAGGCCCAGAAGUGCCAGUGGGACCAGUCCAAGUUCAACAGCGGCACCACCUACAUAGAGGGGCCGCAGAUGCGCCGCAGGAGGCCGUACAUCUUCUACCCUGACUUCAAGUACGCGUGA
Molecule: messenger RNA, 540 nt
Organism: Prorocentrum cordatum
Lineage: Eukaryota; Dinophyceae; Prorocentrales; Prorocentraceae
Source: the annotation of a GenBank genome assembly